This is a messenger RNA of Hippopotamus amphibius kiboko, 2622 nucleotides long. It is a transcript of the gene SDC4, whose product is annotated as syndecan 4. The record is from RefSeq and is a predicted model, not a curated record. The transcript has 5 exons. NCBI's taxonomy places the organism in Eukaryota, Metazoa, Chordata, Mammalia, Artiodactyla, Hippopotamidae. Gene Ontology annotation, biological process: cell migration. The coding region runs from base 88 to 693 and encodes 201 amino acids. Gene Ontology annotation, cellular component: cell surface; membrane.
CCGGGGCGGGACAGAUCGCCGCCUAUAAGAGGGGCCGCACGCCAACACCCGCCACCCGCCUGCGCGCCCUCUCCGGACCGCGGUACGAUGGCCCCCGCCCGCCUGCUUGCCCUGCUGCUGCUCCUCGUGGGCGCCUCCGCCGCCGCCGCCGAGUCGAUCCGAGAAACUGAGGUCAUCGACCCCCAAGACCUCCUAGAAGGCCGAUACUUUUCUGGAGACUUACCAGACGAUGAGGAUGUCGGGGUGCCCAGGCAGGAACCGGAUGACUUUGAGCUGUCUGGCUCUGGAGAUCUGGAUGACUCAGAAGACACCCCGAUCUCCCCAAAAGUGAUCCAUCCCUUGGUGCCUCUAGAUAACCACAUCCCUGAGAAGACAGGGCUUGGGAGCCAGGUCCCCACCGAACCCAAGGAACUGGAGGAGAAUGAGGUCAUCCCCAAGAGGAUGUCACCCUUCGAUGGGGAUGAGGAUGUGUCCAACAAGGUGUCCAUGUCCAGCACAGCCCAGGGCAGCAACAUAUUUGAGAGGACAGAGGUUCUGGCAGCUCUGAUUGUGGGCGGCGUGGUGGGCAUCCUCUUCGCCAUCUUCCUGGUCCUGCUGCUGGUGUACCGCAUGAAGAAGAAGGACGAGGGCAGCUACGACCUGGGCAAGAAACCUAUCUACAAGAAAGCCCCCACCAAUGAGUUCUAUGCCUGAAGCUUCCUCCUGAGCACCUGCUUGGACUUCAGGAGGAAGGGACGCUGAAGGAUUUUGAAGGGUGGACAUUAGGGGAGGGGGAGGGCGAGGGCACCCCAGUCCUGGUCAAUCAGCACCUCCAGCUCCAGUUACGGUUUCAGUGUCAGAGAGACAUCAUCUGCUACUGUUCCUAUCUGCCUCUUCUUGAUUCUCUGAGCCUCCAUUGUCCCAGCAAGAAAAAUGGAGUUAAACUUGGCCUUUCUUAAGGCAAGUCUGGGAUUGGAUCAUUUCUUCAUCUUCCGGUUUAGAAUCUAGGCCCAGUUGAGAGUCUAUACUGAACAGGCCUCAUCCAGAGCCUCUCUAAGCUACUGUGCAAAUCCUGCUGGAGGUCGCCCCCCCGGCCUUCCUCCCUCCCUUCUUCCCUCCCUCCUUUCCACAGUCUGGCCCCUCUGCCAGGAGCCGGGAGAAGAAACCAGAACCAUCUAUCUGCACCUUGAGAUGUGUCCAUCAAAGGGCACCUGUGACCACACACUGGGAGUCUGUGGUACACCUUGGGCCAUUCUAGGCUCUUCCAAGUGACUUUUGGAAACCAACCUUUUUUAUUUGGGGAGGGUGGGGAGACGAGCUGAAAGUUCAUUCUGAGACAGACUUGUAGAAUAGUCGUAAGUCUAUUUUUAGUGGUUUGUUUGUUUGUUUGUUUUUUUAAUGGUUCAUUCCUUUGUACGGAGCCUUUCUACCUGGGCAAGAGUACACAGAAGUCAAGGCAUUCUCUGCCCUCUUGCACCUUUCCACAGUACAUGCUAAGUUUAUAUUUAAUGGUAUUUUGUUUUUGUUACUCGAAAAUGAGAGAAGAGUCGGAGAUAUAAUUUUUAUUAAUUUUUUUAAACUAUUUAUAGCUUCAGUCAGGGCCUCCUCUUCCCUCAUGCCUCUUUUUCUUUAAAUCCCCUCCCCAUAUUUUUUGUUUUUUUAAUUCCUCCUACUCCCCUGCUCAUGACUUUGGCCCUUUCUGAAGCUGCUUCCUCUAAGAAGCUUUUGCUGAAAUACAGUUUUCUAGAAGAUCCCAGAAUAUAAUGUAGGGGAUGGUGGGAUAUUUGUGUCUCUUUUUCAUGUAAUAUAUUAUUAUUCUUCCUUGGUUCUAGAAAAACAGAUAAAUAUAUUUUUUCAGGAAAUAGUAUGAUAUGAUAUUCCCACGUGAAGUUGGCUGGCUCGUUGAGUGAGUGAAUUUUUGUGUGGCUGAGUGGAUUUUUGCCUCUUUCUCUAGUCCCGUUCCUUGGUGCCUUCUCCUGAUUGGGCUGGAAACCUUCUCUUCCACUUUUGCUUUGAGCCCAGCUGGGGUUCCUUCAUUUGCUGUCUCCAAAUUUAAGAGAAAAUUGGAGAGCUGUGCUAUCCAAUAUGACAGCCACUAGCCACAUUGAAAUCAUUUAAAAUUACAGAGUUAAGUGUUCGUUCCUCAGUUAUACUAACCACAUUUCAAGUGCUCAGCAGCCACGUGUGGCUGCUGUAGCUGGUGGCUGAUGGCUGGUGUACGAAACAUGCAGGUAGAGCCCACUGGUGUCUGUUGCACAACGUAGUUCAAGUCGUUAAACUAGUUUAACAAGUCACGCCCCAGCUUUGCUCAGAUGACCUUCGUCUCCCUAGACAAAGGGGGUGGGGGAGGGCUGAUGAGGCCCUGGCUCUGGGGCCUGUUAGCUGUGACCCAUCCUCUCCAGGGAGGAGAGGCCUAGUGGCUUAGCCUGGGCAGACCAUGUCUCCUGACCCCAUUGGCUGGGGUUGGGGGGGAUUACCUUCGCUACCCUCACCUUUCACCACCAUAACCCCAGGGUCCCAGCUGGCUGGGUCCUCUUGCUCUCCCGGUGUCCUUUUCCUCUGGCCAUGUUGGGAGUGAGCACCUCACACUGUUGUCUGUUACUGAUUUUUUGAUAAAAAGAUAAUAAAACUUGGUACUUUCUA